This is a messenger RNA of Camellia sinensis, 1002 nucleotides long. Lineage: Eukaryota; Viridiplantae; Streptophyta; Magnoliopsida; Ericales; Theaceae. The record is from RefSeq and is a predicted model, not a curated record.
AUGUCUGGGUCUUCUGAUUUGUUCUCAGCAUAUACCCCUUCUUCAAGACAGGAUAAAGUUCGAAUUGCUGAUGGUACCAUUUCUUCUGUGUCAGGAAAAUGUGUAAUUCAUGCCACUGCUUCCAUUCCUUUGUCUUUUGUACUACAUGUUCCCGAUUUUAGUGUUAAUCUUUUAUCUUUGAGUCGACCUUAUCACGAAGAAGAUGAUUGGGAAUGGCAGAAACGAGAAUGGUCUCUAUAUCCUGGAUCAAGCAGACAAGCGAGCUCAUUCAUUCAUUCAGUUACCAUCUACAAAGGAAGACCUAUGGCUGUGGCACCGUCGUCUUGGGUUGAGAAUGUUAAUAGUGAUCCAGCUAUUGAGAAUGUUGAGUCUGACUCCGUAGUGAAAAAUGUUGAGUCUGAAUCCACAGUGAAAGACAGAAAAGUUUAUGUCACGGAUAAGGAUAGAAAACAAGUUACUUGGAUGUCCCCAUUGCUAAAAAAAGAAGGGGUUAGGUCUUGUACUCAACAUCAUAUUUCUCAUUUUGUCUCAUACACUAAUCUGUCUUCUUCCUAUAAAGCUUUUCUGUCUAAAGUUUAUUUUGUGAGUCUUCCUUCUAAUUUUCAAGAUGCUAUUUCUACUCUUGAGUGGAAACAUGCCAUGAUGGAGGAGAUGAGAGCCCUAGCUAAAAAUGGCACUUGGGAAUUGGCGGAGUUACCUAAGGACAAACGACCUAUUAGAUAUAAGUGGGUGUACACAGUGAAGCACAAAGUCGAUGGUUCAAUUGAACGUUACAAGGCAAGAUUGGUGAUCAAGGGCUUUAAGCAAACUUAUGAAGUAGACUACCAGGAGACAUUUGUUCAUGUUGCUAAGAUGAACUCUGCCAGAGUCCUUUUCUCCCUUGCCUCUAAUCUCAACUGGCCUCUCCAUCAAUUUGAUGUGAAGAAUGCCUUCUUUCAUGGAGAUUUGGAAGAAGAAGUGUACAUGGGCAUUGUCCCAGACUUAAAACCAAAGGAAAAGUGA